Limulus polyphemus (Atlantic horseshoe crab) is the source of this 432-nucleotide messenger RNA. RefSeq names its product probable ATP-dependent RNA helicase DDX47. The transcript is spliced from 3 exons. Lineage: Eukaryota; Metazoa; Arthropoda; Merostomata; Xiphosura; Limulidae. The record is from RefSeq and is a predicted model, not a curated record. The annotation marks the transcript as partial. Gene Ontology annotation, molecular function: nucleic acid binding; RNA helicase activity; ATP binding.
CUUCACUGUUAAAGAUGGAGAAUAGCAGUGGGUCUGAAAAUACGACUUUGUCAGCAAACUUUAAAUAUGAUGUUGAUGAAGAAGAUGAUAGGAAUACACCAAUUUCUAAAGAAAAUGAGCAGGAAGGAGAUGUGACAUUUAGUUCAUUGGGUGUUGUCGAUGUUCUCUGUAAAGCCUGUGAAGAACUGAAAUGGAAUUCACCCACGAGGAUACAACAGGAGGCUAUUCCACCAGCUCUCAAAGGAAAAGACAUCAUUGGUUUGGCUGAAACAGGAUCAGGAAAAACAGGAGCUUUUGCUCUUCCUAUUCUUCAGGCUCUCCUUCAGAACCCUCAGCGGUUGUUUGCCUUAGUUCUCACUCCAACCAGGGAGUUAGCCUUUCAGAUUUCCGAACAGUUUGAAGCAUUAGGAGCUUCCAUAGGUGUGAAGUGUG